AUGCGUGUCGAAGAGCAGACCGUCCAAGUUACAGCUGCUCCCUGCAAAUUAAACCCCAUUAGUCCUACCGUUAAACAUGAGCGAUCUCAACGAGCAGACAAUUCCGACUUCUGUAGAAAAAUUUUGAAUGAGACCAGGUGUUUUAGCAGGCAGGAUUUGUCUCUUCGAUCAACGAGUGUGAUCGAUGCGGGAAACGUUCCGACUACAUCAAGUGAGACUGAAAAUUCAGGCGUCUGGAAAGACGAUCUAUCUACGUCUGAAAGCAAUGUGAUUCAACAAUUUGAAUACGUCUCAUGGAAAUACAAAAAUCCACGUAGCAUUUCUACCAAUAAUCAUAUGGGUCAUAAAAACUCCACUGAUACAUUAGAGAAUGUUGUGAAAGAAGAUGAGCCCCGGGAAGGUAGAGCAAGGCGAAGUAGUCUUAUCAAUUGUCGAGAUUUGGCUACCUAUCAGGAAUCUUGCGAUACACCACGCACGAAAUAUUCCUUCGCUGCUUUGGUCUUAGUAAUGGCUCAGGCUACGGCACAAUCUCUGUUGGCACUGAUAUACGUGAUCAUUAAGAUCGUUUCCGUUAUCAAGAUGUUUUCCUUCAUAUUGAAAUUCAUGGAUGACCGGGUAAACGAUAUACGUAGGAGCAAGAAUGUUCAGCAAGUAAUGGUGAAACUCACGAUCUUCAUCUUGCAAAUGUUCGGCGUGUAUAUCGGCAUUAUAUUUAUAUUUAGCAUCGUUUCGCCGAUCAUAGACAUGGCAAUCGCCAUUGCAACUAAAAUCGUGACGCGCAAUUAAGUUACAGCACUGUCAAA
Messenger RNA from Vollenhovia emeryi, 803 nucleotides. RefSeq lists its product as uncharacterized. Bases 1 to 786 code for a protein of 261 amino acids. The transcript has 4 exons. NCBI's taxonomy places the organism in Eukaryota, Metazoa, Arthropoda, Insecta, Hymenoptera, Formicidae. The record is from RefSeq and is a predicted model, not a curated record.